AUGAAGAUCUUCCUCACCCUUGUCUUCCUUGCCAUGGUGGCAACCAUGGCCAACGCCACUGUACAACUUGACCCUAGAGGCCAAGAUCAGCCAUUUCUGCAACCCCAACAACCAUUUCCACAACCACUUCUGCAACAACAAUUGAACCAGUGCCAAGAGUUCCUCGUGCAGCAGUGCAAACCAUUGGCGAUAGUUCCGUUCCUCCGGUCGUGGAUCUUGCAACAGAGCAGCUGCCAGGUGAUGCGACAACAAUGUUGCCAGCAGCUGGCGCAGAUGCCCAAGAACCUUCGGUACCCUGCCAUACAUAGCAUCGUGCACGCCAUCAUCGUGCAGCAGCAGCAACAACAACAACCCUUCCAGCCUCAGCCACAACAAGUGGGCCAGGGUUUCAUCCAACCUCAGCAGCUAGCUCAGUUCCAGGCGAUGAGGACGUAUGCGUUGCAAACCUUGCCGGCGAUGUGCAAUGUGCAGGUCCCGCUGUACUAUUCCACCGCCCCAUUCGACAUCAUCGGUGGCUUUUGA
Molecule: messenger RNA, 522 nt
Organism: Lolium rigidum
Lineage: Eukaryota; Viridiplantae; Streptophyta; Magnoliopsida; Poales; Poaceae
Product: avenin-E-like
Exons: 2
Coding region: 1-522 (173 amino acids)
Molecular function (GO): nutrient reservoir activity
Source: RefSeq, a predicted model, not a curated record